AUGACCGCCACCAAACGCAAGACAGCCAAAACCCAGCAGAACGAACCAUCCACCAGACCGGCAGGUACCUCUGGUGUCAAAUACCACUGUGACGGCUGCUCUGCAGACAUCUCAAACACUGUCCGGAUCAGAUGCGCCCAUCGCCAGCAUAUCACCACCAACCUCGGCACUCAGAUCCUCACCCAGUCUGCCCUCGUGUGUGACAACUUCGAUCUGUGUGGCCAAUGCUUCUGCGAGGGCAAAGAGAUCGGUCAACACAAAGCAUGGCACGACUAUCGAGUAAUCGAACCACACUCGGUUCCUAUCUUUACCGAGGAUUGGGGUGCUGAUGAAGAGCUGCUUCUAAUUGAAGCCUGCCAAAUCUAUGGCCUCGGAAAUUGGAGUGACAUCGCCGACCACGUCGGCAACGGUCGGACGAAGGAAGAAGUCGAACGGCAUUAUCUCGACGUGUUUAUUGGCAGCGAUGAUUACCCGCUUCCUCCGAUUGAUGCUAGGAUCGAGAUCGAUCAGGACGAGUUCCAAGCCCGUAAGAAGAGAAGGUUGGAGGAGGUGCACGCUCGCCCUUUACAAAUGCCACCGCCCAAGCCAGUAUCGUCCGCGCCCACAAAUCACGAGAUUGCCGGGUUUAUGCCUGGGAGGUUGGAUUUCGAAAUUGAGUGGGAAAACGAGGCUGAAAAUAUGAUCAAGGACUUGAGUUUUGGACGAGUGUAUCGAUUCGGUGGUGAUUCGCAGCCUGAAAAGCUACCAGAGGAGGAUGACAUCGCAGAAGAAAAGGACGAAAAUAAUGCAGCGCCGAAUCAAGACCAGCAAACGAUCCCCCCAGAUUCUACGGCCAAACGGAAGCGCGGUGUCGGGUCAGGGGCUGGCAAAACAACCCAAAGGACAGACGAGACAGCACCAACAAGGACAGAUACUGUACAAAGACAGUGCCCUGAUGAGAAUGAUGGCGAUGCAGCAGAAGCCGACGGCCGAGAUUCAAUGCCAUCAUCAUCUGUUGAUCCACUCCAAACCGGCCCCUCCCCGGAUCCUAAACCAAAGAGUAAAGAGAAAGAGAAAGAAGAGCCGAAAGCCGAGGAUGAAGAUGACAAUGAAGAGGUAGACGAAGAGCCGCCGCUCUCAGACGAGCCUGACCUGGACUUAGAACUCAAGCUCACCCUCCUAGAAAUUUACAACGACAAGUACGAUCGGCGGUUGCAAGCCAAGGCAGUGGUCUUCGACCGGAAUCUUUUGGAGUACAAAAAGAUUCAAGCGGCGGAGAGAAAGCUGCCCAAGGAGAUCAGAGACCUAGUGAUCCGGAUCAAGCCCUUCGCCCGGCUCCAGACGGCCACCGACCACGAACAGUUCCAGGAAGGCCUGAUCUACGAAAUGGCGCUGCGGAAACGCAUUGCCGAGUUGCAGGAGUACCGCAAGAUGGGCAUUACCAACUUGGUCGAUGCCGAACGGUACGAGAAAGAGAAGGCGGCCCGGUUGUUUGCGAAGCAGCGCGAAAUGGCCGGACAUGAUCGGUUUGGUGUGCGUAAGCAGAGAGUCAGUGGGGCUGGGUUGGGCUUGGAUGAAAUGAGCAGUCGGGAAGGCACCCCUGGCAGUUCAGGAAAGGCCUCCAAAAAGAACUCGGCUGUGCCACUGAGUCUGGCGACGAGCGGCUCGAAGCAGCUCCUUCACCCGUCCGAGCUGGCGCUAUGUUCGCGACUGCAGAUCCUACCGAGCCCGUUCCUGAUGAUCAAGGAGGCGAUGUUCCGGGAACAUGUGCGGCGAGCGGCGCUGGGACAGACGCUGGACCGAGCCGACGUCGUUGGGCUCUUUCCGCCGCUUGGCCUGGUGGGGGAUGCAGAGGAGGGCCUGGAGGAGGGCGAAGAGGACGAGGGGGUGGAGCAGGGCGCGGGCAAGGGGCAUGCGGGGGCUCCCUUGAAGGAGCACAAGGUGGAGCUUAUUUGGGACUUCUUUUUCGACAACCCCCCGCUGCUGUCCGGGCUUCAAGCCGAUCACAAUAGCUCCACUACCACCCACCAGCAAGCCCCAAACCACUGUCCAAACGGUCCGCACACUCCGUCCAUCCCGUCAUGA
Puccinia triticina is the source of this 2064-nucleotide messenger RNA. RefSeq lists its product as uncharacterized. The transcript has 10 exons. Gene Ontology annotation, biological process: regulation of transcription by RNA polymerase II; chromatin remodeling. Gene Ontology annotation, molecular function: zinc ion binding; transcription coactivator activity; chromatin binding. The coding region runs from base 1 to 2064 and encodes 687 amino acids. Gene Ontology annotation, cellular component: SAGA-type complex; nucleus. The record is from RefSeq and is a predicted model, not a curated record. Lineage: Eukaryota; Fungi; Basidiomycota; Pucciniomycetes; Pucciniales; Pucciniaceae.